AUGCAAGCACACUUCCUUAAGGUGCAGAAGAGGGUCGAGUACUUGGCCAAUGUGGCCGAAUUGGAUGAUGCGGAGGAAUAUGUCCUGCCGCGGUGGCACGACUUGUUGGCUGAAGUGGCCAUGCCUAUAGGCGCGGCCACCAUCUCGCCAGCGAAAGAGGUGGAUCCGGAAGCAUAUUUGGACUUCGACCAGUCUCAGCUUCGGAAGUUGCACAAGAAGGGUGGACUCCCGAAGAAGGAGCUGGAGGAGAUGAUUAAGGCCAUACAGUCGGCUGCAUAA
Messenger RNA from Sphaeroforma arctica JP610, 279 nucleotides. RefSeq lists its product as hypothetical. The transcript has a single exon. The record is from RefSeq and is a predicted model, not a curated record. NCBI's taxonomy places the organism in Eukaryota, Ichthyosporea, Ichthyophonida. Bases 1 to 279 code for a protein of 92 amino acids.